AGGCAACAAAACUACACGCGUUUCAAAUUUAGUGUUGUACGUUCCCUUGUGGUUAAGAUGUCGCAAAUGCACGCAGUGGCUGAUGAUUUCGACGCAUCUGAAUUGAAAUUCUCUAAAGAUUUUGAGAAUGCCGAUACACUUAUGCUUGCUGAAGUUAAAAUAUUGUUGGAACAUAGAAAAGAACAAAAUGAAAAUGCAACAAUCCAUGAACUUGAAUUAUCACCAGUAUUUACAAAAACAUUAAAUUAUGUAACACAAUUUUCUAAAUUUAAUAAUCGUGAAACAAUUGAAAGUGUACGAAACCUUUUAACACAAAAACGAUUUCAUAAUUUUGAAUUAGCUUCAUUAGCUAAUUUAUUACCGGAUACAGCAGAAGAAAGUAAAGCAUUAUUACCAAGUUUAGAUAGUCCACGUUUUACAGAAGAAGAAUUACAACAAUUAUUAGAUGAAAUACAAUCGAAACGAAGUUUUCAAUCAUAAACUAAUGAGUAUAUGAAUGUUCUUUUUUUUCCUAUUUUAUUUAUGUUCAUACUAAUUUGUACAAAAUAUAUUAAUUCUAAAUAA
Schistosoma margrebowiei is the source of this 564-nucleotide messenger RNA. Lineage: Eukaryota; Metazoa; Platyhelminthes; Trematoda; Strigeidida; Schistosomatidae. The record is from the annotation of a GenBank genome assembly.